AUGACCAAACAACUAUCAGGGCAGAACACCAAGCAGCUAUCAUCUCAGUGUUUCUACUUCAGUAUACCAGGCGAUGCAGACAAUAGCACCUAUGGAGUCAUCUCCGAAACUCUCAGGCAGCUGAAAAACUCAGAACCACACUAUUUCAGUACCCCGCCCAGCGAGAAACAAGGCUUUCGGACGAUAUCGUACAACCUCACAGGCGCUGCCACUGAGGCUGCUGAAUUUUCCAAAAAGCUGGAGGAAUAUCUACAAAAUUUGGAACAACAGCUGCGAGCAUCGCCCUGUUGGUAUGGUAUUCCGUUCCUGUGUCAUUACAGGUCACCAAGAUUGGGAUCUUGCACUGUAACAUGGAGUGAUACGGAAUCUUCUCUACUGCCAACUAUUUUUCUGUCGAACCCUAGGAAGGCUUAUACGGGCACCUCGCCAGGGGUUUUAGAUGACGAUCUUAUGCAUCCUCCCAUGCACAUGCGCCAUGGUUGGCCAUAA
Molecule: messenger RNA, 489 nt
Organism: Aspergillus alliaceus
Lineage: Eukaryota; Fungi; Ascomycota; Eurotiomycetes; Eurotiales; Aspergillaceae
Exons: 1
Coding region: 1-489 (162 amino acids)
Source: RefSeq, a predicted model, not a curated record